Monodelphis domestica (gray short-tailed opossum) is the source of this 11656-nucleotide messenger RNA. It is a transcript of the gene SORL1, whose product is annotated as sortilin related receptor 1. Gene Ontology annotation, biological process: protein retention in Golgi apparatus; post-Golgi vesicle-mediated transport; protein targeting to lysosome. NCBI's taxonomy places the organism in Eukaryota, Metazoa, Chordata, Mammalia, Didelphimorphia, Didelphidae. Gene Ontology annotation, cellular component: Golgi apparatus; membrane. The record is from RefSeq and is a predicted model, not a curated record. Gene Ontology annotation, molecular function: protein binding.
AAGUCGCUCGGAGCGGCCCCGGGAGCGCGCGGAAGCCGCGCCGGAGCCGGAGUCGGGACCGUGGCCGCGGAGGCGGGGGAGGAGCAGCAGGCGGCUGCCGCCGCCGCCGCCUCCGUUUCACCUCCCGCCUGCUCGCUCGCUUGCUUGCUUUCUCGCUCUCUAGCUCGCGGGGCCUCCCAUUCGUUGCACAUUCUCUCCUGGCGGCGGCGCCACCUGCGCCAGCGAGCGCCGGAACAUGGCGACAGGGAGCAGCUGCGGGGAGCCGCGGCUCCCUCUCCUCUUCGCCCUCGUCGCGCUCUUACCCCCCUGGGCUCUGACCGAGACCCGGAGCCUGCAGUCGGCUGGGGGCCGAGCCGCGCUACCCCAAGAACGGGGCUUCUUCGUGCUGCAGGGCGGCAUGGGCCAGCCGUGGCUGCCCGGGCACAGCGGCGGAAGGGAUGCCGCCGGGGGCGCGAGCCGGCCGGCCGGGGAGCCGCGACCGCCGCGGACGAGGCGCAGCGCCGCUGCCCAUCAGCUCGAGCCUGUGAAGGUGUACGGACAGGUGAGCCUGAAUGAUUCCCAUAAUCAGAUGGUGGUACAUUGGGCUGGAGAAAAGAGCAACGUGAUUGUGGCGUUAGCCAGAGAUAGCCUGGCACUGCUGGGGCCUAAGAGCAGUGAUGUUUAUGUGUCUUAUGAUUAUGGGAAAACAUUCCAGAAAAUAUCAGAGAAAUUCAACUUUGGCAUGGGAAACAGCAGUGAAGCAGUGAUUGCUCAAUUCUACCAUAGCCCGGCUGACAACAAACGGUACAUCUUUGUGGAUGCUUAUGCCCAGUACCUCUGGAUUACUUUUGACUUCUGCAGUACUGUCCAGGGUUUCUCCAUCCCAUUUCGGGCUGCUGACCUCCUCCUGCAUACCAAGGCUCCCAAUCUUCUCCUGGGCUUUGAUAGAUCUCACCCCAACAAGCAGCUCUGGAAAUCAGAUGAUUUUGGCCAGACUUGGGUCAUGAUUCAAGAACAUGUGAAGUCAUUUGCUUGGGGAAUUGAUCCAUAUGACAAACCCAAUACCAUCUAUAUUGAACGCCAUGAACCCACAGGCUCCUCCACUGUCUUUAGGAGUACAGACUUCUUCCAGUCCAGGGAAAACCAGGAAGUGAUCUUGGAGGAAGUCAAAGAUUUUCAACUGCGGGACAAGUACCUAUUUGCCACAAAGGUGGUGCAUCUUUUGGGCAGUCAACAGCAGUCUUCUGUCCAGCUCUGGGUCUCUUUUGGCCGAAAGCCCAUGCGAGCCGCCCAGUUUGUCACCAGGCAUCCCAUUAAUGAAUAUUACAUUGCGGAUGCCUCGGAAGACCAGGUGUUUGUGUGUGUAAGCCACAGCAAUAACCGCACCAACUUGUACAUCUCUGAGGCAGAUGGACUGAAGUUCUCCCUGUCAUUGGAGAAUGUCCUUUACUACAGUCCUGGAGGAGCAGGCAGUGACACCUUGGUGAGGUACUUUGCAAAUGAACCUUUUGCCGAUUUUCACCGAGUGGAAGGAGUCCAAGGGGUUUACAUUGCCACCCUGAUUAAUGGGUCUUUGAGUGAAGAGAACAUGAGGUCGGUCAUCACCUUUGACAAGGGAGGAACCUGGGAAUUCCUUCAGGCUCCAGCCUUCACUGAAUAUGGAGAGAAAAUCGACUGUGAGCUUUCUCAUGGCUGUUCCCUUCACUUGGCUCAACGCCUCAGUCAGCUGCUGAACUUCCAGCUUCGGAGAAUGCCCAUCCUCUCCAAGGAGUCAGCUCCAGGACUCAUUGUUGCCACAGGGUCAGUCGGAAAGAACAUGGCAAGCAAGACCAAUGUGUACAUCUCGAGCAGUGCUGGCGCCAGGUGGAGAGAGGCCCUUUCUGGACCUCAUUACUAUACGUGGGGAGAUCAUGGAGGCAUUCUUAUGGCCAUUGCCCAGGGGAUGGAAACCAAUCAGCUAAAGUACAGUACCAACGAAGGAGAGACCUGGAAAACAUUCAGCUUCUCAGAGAAGCCUGUAUUUGUGUAUGGGCUUCUCACCGAACCUGGAGAAAAGAGCACCAUAUUCACCAUUUUUGGGUCAUAUAAAGAGAAUGGGCACAGCUGGCUGAUCUUGCAGGUUAACACAACAGAUGUACUGGGGGUUCCUUGCACUGAGAAUGACUAUAAGCUCUGGUCACCCUCUGACGAAAGGGGAAAUGAAUGUUUGCUGGGGCAUAAGACUGUCUUCAAACGGAGGACGCCACAUGCAACCUGCUUCAACGGGGAAGACUUCGAUAGGCCGGUGGUUGUAUCAAAUUGUUCCUGCACGAGGGAGGACUAUGAAUGUGAUUUUGGCUUUAAGAUGAGUGAAGAUCUAUCCUUAGAAGUUUGUGUUCCUGAUCCCGAAUUUGCCAACAAACCCUUCUCUCCUCCUGUACCCUGUCCUGUUGGCUCUACUUACAGGAAGACAAGAGGAUACCGAAAGAUUUCCGGAGACACUUGUAGUGGUGGAGAUGUUGAAGCCCGCUUGGAGGGAGAACUAGUCCCCUGCCCCCUGGCUGAGGAGAAUGAGUUCAUCCUGUAUGCCAUGAGGAAAUCUAUCCACCGCUAUGACCUGUCUUCAGGGGCCAUCGAGCAAUUGCCAGUCACGGGGCUGCGGGCAGCUGUGGCGCUAGACUUUGACUAUGAGCACAACUGCUUGUACUGGUCUGACUUGGCCUUGGACAUCAUCCAGCGUCUCUGUUUGAAUGGGAGCUCUGGACAAGAGGUGAUUAUCAAUUCAGGCCUGGAAACUGUGGAAGCUUUGGCUUUUGAACCCCUUAGCCAGCUGCUUUACUGGGUGGAUGCUGGGCUGAAAAAAAUUGAGGUUGCCAAUCCAGAUGGAGACUUUCGACUUACUAUUGUGAAUUCCUCAUUGCUUGAUCGACCCAGGGCUUUGGCCCUCAUCCCUAAAGAAGGGUUGAUGUUUUGGACUGAUUGGGGUGACCUGAAGCCUGGAAUUUAUCGGGCCAAUAUGGAUGGAUCUUCCAUCUAUCGCAUUGUUUCCGAGGAUGUAAAGUGGCCCAAUGGCAUCUCUGUGGAUGAUGAGUGGAUAUACUGGACAGAUGCAUAUCUGGACUGCAUUGAGCGUAUCAACUUCAAUGGCCAGCAGCGCUCCGUAAUCCUGGAUAGUCUUCCUCACCCCUAUGCAAUCGCUGUGUUUAAGAAUGAAAUCUACUGGGAUGACUGGUCGCAACUCAGCAUCUUCCGAGCCUCCAAGUAUAGUGGAUCCCAGAUGGAGAUUUUGGUUAGUCAGCUCACAGGCCUGAUGGACAUGAAGAUUUUCUAUAGGGGGAAAACUACAGGAAACAAUGCCUGUGUAUCCAAGCCCUGCAGCCUACUGUGUUUGCCCAAAGCCAAUCACAGCAAGAGUUGCAAGUGUCCCGAGGGUGUAUCUAGCAGCAUCCUUCCUUCUGGAGAGCUAAGAUGUGACUGCCCUCGGGGUUAUCAGCUGAAGAAUAAUACCUGUAUCAAAGAAGAAAACACUUGCCUUCGCAAUCAGUACCGCUGCAGUAAUGGGAACUGCAUUAACAGCAUCUGGUGGUGUGACUAUGACAAUGACUGUGGAGACAUGAGCGACGAGAGGAAUUGCCCUACCACUAUUUGUGAUCUGGACACCCAGUUCCGCUGCCAGGAGUCUGGGACUUGCAUUCCAUUAUCCUACAAAUGUGACCUUGAGGAUGAUUGUGGAGACAAUAGUGAUGAAAGUCACUGUGAAGCUCACCAGUGUCGAAGUGAUGAAUUCAGCUGUGCCUCUGGAAUGUGCAUUCGCUCCUCCUGGGUGUGUGAUGGGGACAAUGACUGCAGGGACUGGUCUGAUGAAGCCAAUUGUACAGCCAUCUUUCACACCUGUGAGGCCUCCAGCUUCCAGUGCCAUAAUGGGCACUGUAUUCCUCAGAGGUGGGCCUGUGAUGGGGAUGCUGAUUGCCAGGAUGGCUCUGAUGAGGACCCUAUCAACUGUGAGAAGAAGUGCAAUGGAUUCCGUUGCCCCAAUGGUACCUGUAUUCCAUCUAGCAAGCACUGUGACGGGCUCCAUGACUGCUCAGAUGGCUCAGAUGAGCAACAUUGUGAGCCCUUGUGUACCCGUUACAUGGACUUUGUGUGUAAAAACCGCCAGCAGUGCCUCUUCCACUCCAUGGUGUGUGAUGGGAUUGUCCAGUGCCGUGAUGGCUCAGAUGAGGAUGCAGCUUUUGCUGGGUGCACCCAAGAUCCUGAAUUCCACAAAGUUUGUGACCAGUUCAGUUUCCGCUGUCAGAAUGGAGUUUGUAUUAGUUUGAUUUGGAAAUGUGAUGGGAUGGAUGACUGUGGGGAUUACUCGGAUGAAGCCAAUUGUGAAAACCCCACUGAAGCACCAAACUGCUCCCGGUACUUCCAGUUCCAAUGUGAAAAUGGUCACUGCAUUCCAAACAGAUGGAAAUGUGAUAAGGAGAACGACUGUGGGGACUGGUCUGAUGAAAAGGAUUGUGGCGAUGCCCACCUCCUUCCCCCCAGCACGGCCGCGCCUUCCACGUGUCUGCCCAAUUACUUCCGCUGUAACAGUGGGGCCUGCAUCAUGAACAGCUGGGCGUGCGAUGGCUACAAAGACUGCACUGAUGGCUCCGAUGAGGAAGCCUGCCCAACCGCCGCCAACGUCUCUUCAACAUCCACUGCCACCCAGCUGGGACGAUGCAGCAGGUUUGAAUUUGAGUGCCAGCAGCCGAAGAAGUGCAUUCCCAAUUGGAAGCGCUGCGAUGGUCAUCAGGACUGUCGGGAUGGCAUGGACGAGUCCAACUGUCCCACACAUAGUACAUUGACUUGUGUGAGUGGACGGUACAUGUGUGAGGAUGGAGAGGCCUGCAUCGUCUUAACAGAGCGCUGUGAUGGGUUUCUGGACUGUUCUGAUGGGAGUGAUGAAAGGAGCUGUACUGAGGAGACAACAAUAUAUAAAGUACAGAAUCUCCAGUGGACAGCGGAUUUCUCUGGUGAUGUUACUUUGACUUGGACACGGCCUAAAAAAAUGCCAACAGCAUCCUGUGUGUAUAAUAUCUAUUACCGGAUGGUUGGUGAGAGCAUGUGGAAAACAUUGGAGACCAACAGCAACAAAACCAUCAGCAUCUUGAAAGUCCUGAAACCUGACACCACCUAUCAAGUCAAAGUGCAAGUACAAUGUCUGACUAAAGUGCACAACACCAAUGACUUUGUCACCCUCCGAACCCCAGAAGGACUUCCAGAUGCUCCUCGGAAUCUUCAGUUAUCACUUCACAAGGAAGUUGAAGGAGUGAUAUUGAGUCACUGGGCACCCCCUGCCAAUACCCAUGGACUCAUCCGAGAAUACAUAGUGGAAUAUGGUAGAAGUGGUACCAAGAUGUGGGCCUCUCAGAGAGCACCUAGUAACUACACCGAAAUAAAGAAUUUGUUGGUCAACACUUUAUAUACCCUAAGAGUCGCUGCGGUUACCAGUCGUGGUAUUGGAAACUGGAGCGAUUCAAAAUCCAUCACCACCAUAAAAGGAAAAGUGAUCCCACCACCAAGUAUCCACAUUGAAAGCUACACGGAAAAUUCUCUCAGUCUCACUCUGGUAAUGGAUAGCAACUUUAAGGUGAAUGGCUAUGUGGUGAACCUUUUCUGGGCCUUUGACACUCACAGACAAGAGAUGAGAACUUUAUUUCUACACGGGGAGAUAACGUCACACAAAGUGAACAAUCUGACCGCUCACACCUCCUAUGAGAUUUCUGCCUGGGCCAAGACAGACCUGGGUGACAGUCCUUUGGCUUUUGAACACGUGAUGACCAGGGGCACUCGUCCACCCUCUCCUAGCCUCAAAGCCAAAGCCACCAAUCAGACUGCAGUGGAAUGCACCUGGACUGGGCCAAGGAAUGUGGUUUAUGGGGUUUUCUAUGCUACGUCCUUUCUUGAUCUCUACCACAACCCAAAGAACCUGACUACCUCAUUCCACAACAGCACAGUCAUUGUCAACAGAGAUGAGCAGUACUUAUUUCUGGUUCGAGUGAUAGCCCCAUACCAAGGCCCACCUUCUGACUAUAUCGUGGUGAAGAUGAUCCCAGACAACAGGCUCCCCCCUCGACACCUUCAUGCAGUGGACAUUAGCAAGACCUCAGCUGUCAUCAAAUGGGAAUCGCCGUAUGACUCUCCUGACCAGGAUAUGUUAUAUGCCGUUUCGGUUAAAGAUUUAAUACGAAAAGCUGACAGGAACUACAAAGUGAAAUCCCGGAACAGCACGCUCGAGUACUUGAUUAGUAAAUUGGAACCUGGUGGAAAAUACCAUAUCAUUGUACAACUUGGAAACAUGAGCAAAGAAGCCAGUGUGAAAAUUAGUACAGUGUCAUUAUCUGCACCAGAUGCCUUAAAAAUCAUAACGGAAAAUGACCACGUUCUUCUCUUUUGGAAAAGUUUAGCCUUAAAGGAAAAGUACUUUAAUGAAAGCAGGGGUUAUGAGAUACGUAUGUAUGACAGCGUGAUGAAUAUCACAGCAUACCUUGGGAACACCACUGACAAUUUCUUUAAAAUUUCUAAUCUGAAGUUGGGCCACAAUUACACUUUCUCUGUACAAGCAAGAUGCCUUCUCAGUGGCCAGAUCUGUGGAGAGCCUGCAGUGCUUCUUUACGAUGAGUUAGGAUUUGGUGCGGAUGCAUCCGCGUUCCAGGCUGGAAGGUCAACUGAUGUGGCUGCCAUUGUGGUUCCCAUAUUAUUCCUGCUCCUGGUGACUGUGGGAAUAGGGUUUAUAGUCCUGUAUACACGGCAUCGGAGGCUCCAGAACAGUUUCACUGCCUUUGCCAAUAGUCACUAUAGCUCCCGGCUUGGCUCGGCCAUUUUCUCAUCAGGAGAUGAUCUUGGAGAUGAUGACGAGGAUGCUCCUAUGAUAACGGGAUUUUCAGAUGACGUCCCCAUGGUGAUAGCCUAAAGAGUGUUCCUCACUGUAAACCAAAUGGUGUAAAUAUUUUAUUUGAUAAAGAUAGUUGAUGGUUUAUUUUAAAAAAUGCACUUUGAGUUGCAAUAUGUUAUUUUUAUAUGGGCCAAAAAAGGGCAAAAACAAAAAAAGAGAAAGAAAUGAAUGAAUAAACUUUGUAGUAAUCAACUGUGAACAACAAGAAACCAGGUUGAUUUUAGUCAUCAAAUUGCUUUGAUUUGACAUUAAUUUAGUCUUACAGGGCUGUGCUUGCUGGGCAUGCUUUUAAGUCUGUGAGAUAAUUUUUGGUUGAAUAAAUUGGCUACUCCGUUUUAUUUUUCUAAGACAACAAGAAAUGUAUUUAAUAAAAACUCCAGGAGAACUACAAUGGGAAAAAUCCCUUUCUCCUUGAAGAAAUGACCGAAUUUUAAAUAUUCUUUGGAUUUUGUUUAUAUGCAAGUUUGGGGUGUCUAGGGGUGGGGAGGGUGCUUUUAUUUUGUUCUGUUAAUUUAUUGGGGCCUCUCUUGGGGGCCAGGUUUUUGUGGUUAUGUGACAUUGCACGUAUUACUGAGCCCCUCCUCUCUCACAGGGCCCAGGAGUGGGGCACAAGCAUUGGUUUUGCCAUUCCUGAAGAAACCCAUUUUAAUCUAACGUGUGUUUAAACAUUACUGUAUUUGAUUGGAGAGACACUUGAAACCAACACGCAGUUUCAGCUAGACAGAGCUGCAGCUUGUUCAACCUUGCCAACCAUAAGCUUCCUCUUGCUUAUAUUAAGCGAUGGACUUUUACUCUAUUUGCCUGUGUACGAGACAUGACUUUUGAAGCUGAAAUGGUGGCAUAAGAGAAUACUGCUCUAUAACACAUUGCUGUAGUCAUUAUUUCAGGGGCAGUGGGAAGCUCCUCCCAUUGUGAGAGAGAGUUAGCUCCCAGCUCAAUGCAGUGAUAUGUGACCAAUCAAUACCCUGGCAAAUAGAGUACCUUAUUUUCCAUUUAUGCACCUUCAGUUUUAAGUUUUGUAUUUAAGAUAAUAGUGUGGCCAAUAUUUCUUCUUAAAAAUACUUGGUAAAUUUAGCUGUUUUGGAUUGGUCAGUACCUCCCUCUAUCCCUCUCCUUCUUUCCCUCUCUCCUCCCUCCUACCUCUCUCUUUUUUUCUUUCUUUUCCUCUCUUCCCCCCUCUAUUUCUCUCUCCCUUUCUUUCCCCUCCUUUCUUUCCUCUCUUCCUUCUGUCUCCUCUUUCCUGUCCUUCCUCCUUCUCUCCCUUCCUCCCCCCCUUCUUUUCUUCCUUUCUUUCUCAAAAGAGAAAGUGCUACAAUUCUCACAACGAUAGCUGGACAGUCCAAAAAUUUGAGCCACUGAAUUAGAAUUAACAAUAGAAGAAAAAAUGGAGUUUGUUCAUUCUCAAAAAAAUAACUUGUGAUUGUUCUUCUGCCUUUAUAAAGUCACCUGUGUGUCAAAAACAAACAACACUGGCCAUUUAAUAUAGAAUGCACUGCGGCCUGUCACGCUUCUCCUUAUCAGUUAGAGAUGUCUGCACCUUUGCCUGACAUUGUUGUGGUUGUACUGUGUGGUUUGUCACUGUGAAACUUCCUCCUAGGUUAGGAACAAUGACCUGUGGGGAGAAUCCAAAGUUCUGUCUCUUAAUACAUGUUUCUGAUAUGCAAAGCUUUGUGAAGCCUCAUCAGCACUGCUAGAUGCAGUGUGCCUAUGUCUUCUCUCAAGUAUCUGAUUUAUUUUAACCAAAAGUAUCUUGUUUUGUGUAACAAAAUGUACUUACAGUCUUCCUAAGGAUUGUGUUGGGGGGAAAAAAAGAGCCAAUGGUAUUUUUUAAACUGUUGACUUUAAUUUCAGAUAAGGAGAAUUUGAAACAAUGAAAGUUUUACUCUCAGCAUGGCUACUUCUCUCAUUUUUAAUGUGUGGUGGUGAUGGUGAAGUGAGCCUUCUCCCAGGCCAUUGUUUCUUUUUGAAAGACAGGAGUUUUAUUGGUUUUCUUCGUUCUUGGCUGGGAUUUUAUUAUUGAUUAUCCCUUUCACCUCCCCUUUUAAUUAUUCUUUUAAGUAGCUGAAAGAUUAAAAAUCAGGGGGCGGAGGAGAGAGAGAAUUAAUUAAAUUUAAAUAGAUUAAUUGCUUUAAAUUAAUUAAACUAGGAAAUAUGGUUCUUUUCUUCCCUUCCCACUAAUCUUUUGUGUCGUCUGUUAAAACCAUAGCUCUGAGACAUUGUUUUCAUUGAUUCUGUAAGCAAUUUUGUGUUCAAAUCAGGUCCCCAUCAGCAAUGUUUAGGUAUUUUUGAGUGUUCCUAGUGCCUCCCAAUGCUGUGUGCACAGUACUGAAUAUGCCCGCCACCACCUCUCCCCUUAGAAUAAUAAUGCCCUUUGUGCUGUUAGAUAGAGCAGCCUUUUAGGGCUAGUGUAUUUUAUAUAACAGAAGAGCUCAGCUCCAGAAAACUGAGAUAGAUAGAGAUAGAUGCAGCGAUGUGUAAAUUGUAUAUUUUUAUGGAGUUUUGAAGCACAUCAGCUUUCUUCAUGUAGUUUUAUGGGGUCGGGAUGUAUAUAUGAAGUCAAAAGGGAUCCAGUGUGGUUGAAGUGGCACUGGGAAAUAUAAAGAAAUUUCUGAGAGCCUUUUCAAGUGACUGGAUCUUUUUCCUCACUGUGACACAACCAAUGUCAGUGGGUGUUUUCAGCAAAGGGGGUCUUGUGCCUUGGUAAAGAUGCUGUCCAUAGGGUCUGUCAUGUUUGAGGGGGUGGAGGAAGUUUUCAUUUUUCUCCCAAAAGCCAAUAAAUAGGGUGACCAAUUAUCAUGCUCAUUUGAACCGAGUCCCCUAAAUGGAUCACUGAAAUUGAGCAAGGGGUACAAAUUGGGGUGAGGAAUAACAGCAAAAAAUUCCAACUGAAAGCUAACUGCCUAUGUGGUUUGUGCAGUAAAACCCUUUGAAAUUAAUGUGACUUGGGUGUCUCUUGAAUUAUUUAUUAAGAGACACAUAUCAUUGGAGAGUUAAGAGUCCUGUGGAGGAUUCCAUGAAGUGACCAUGUUGAUAUAGUCCAACUUUCCAGGUUCUUAAAAAAAAAAAACUGGCAACGUGGUAGCUGUCUAAAAAGACUAUAAAAACUCUUAUAAAUGCCAGCCACUGGGAGGAGCUUUUGCCUCUUGGAAAAAGGAGUUUAAGGGAAUUAGUUCUAUCCUUUAUGAUGUCCCCAGGAUCACAGCCACUGAGGACAAAGGUAGAGCUCAGCUAUCUCUUGCUUUCUUCCUCCACUAAUGCGUAACCCAUACUGUAUAUUCCUAAAUGUCCAUUUAGUAAGUUAGCCUGAUUCUGCCUAAUAGGUCACUUCAACUGAAUGGAGAUGAGGCAGUGGCAAGUUUAGGGGAUUUGAGAAGGGAAACAUCUUUCCUCCAACACACAGACUCUCUCUCUCUGUCGCUCUCACUCUCACUCUCUCUCUCUCUCUCUCUCACUCUCUGUCUCCCUCACUCUCUGUCGCUCUCACUCUCACUCUCUCUCUCUCUCACUCUCUGUCUCUCUCUCUGUCUCUCUCUCAGUCUCUCUCACACACUCUCUCUCUCACUCUCUCACACUCUCUCACUCUCUCUCUCACUCUCUCACUCUCUCUCUCACUCUCACUCUCUCACUCUCUCUCACUCUCUCACACUCUCUGUCUCUGUCUCUCUCUCUCUCUCUCUCUCUCUCUCUCUCUCUCUCUCUCUCUCUCACACACACACACACACACACACUCACAGAGUUUUAUUCAGUCAUUCUUUCAGUUGAUGUAAAGAUUAGUUAUUGCAUAUUUUGAAAGUAUGUCCCCAAAUUUUCCUUCUGGGGGAAGCUCCAUCCCAGCAGUUUGAUUCCUUCUUCACCAAGGUUGCUGCUACUGCUGGAGAACCCCUCCACCCAAGACUGUCUACUGAUUACAGGUCCUCCAGUCUAUUUCAUUGUCACUGCAAAGAAAGUAUCUAGGAAAAUAAACUGAAUGGUACCUUGUUUUUGAUUAAAUUUCCAGGCAGGUAUAUUUGAAACAGAUUAUAUUAGUACUCGACCUUAAAAGUCCUGCCCAUCUCAUUGGUCUUAACUUGAAUAUUUGUUCCCUUUCAAGAGACAUUUAAUGUAAUAAAAACCAGUACACUUGAGUUUAUACAGGUUCUUCUCUAUGCAAGCCCAAGUGAUGGAAUGAGAUAACAGUGGCAUCAUGCUGAUGAGAAGUAUGUUUUCAAAAAGGUAUCACCACUUACUAGGAAAAUAGGUUGAAGGAGGAUUCGUUGCAUACAUGUUUCUGCCCAUUCAUUUAGAGCAGCCAUAUGACAAAUUUCAAGAGCCAAGUAAUCCAGGAAUGGUAUUAGUCUCAUGUAUAGUAUCGUGGAGAGAUAAAAGAGCAAAAGGUGAAAUAGAACAACAUUACUCUCCUGUUUGCCAUAGUUUCUCAGUUGAAAGAUUCUGUUAGGAAUCAUUAAAAUCAUAAGCAAAUUCACAAACAUUUGCAGAAAAAUAAAUAAAUCCUGCUCUUAUUUAAGCAAAACUCUUUGUUCCUCUCCAAAGUAACAUUAGAUGUUUAUAAUUUAAAUUGCCUUGAUAAGUUUCUUAAGUCACUGAUUUCUGCUAAAGAUUUUACUAUAUUGUCGCACAAUUUUAAAGGAUUUUUGUCUUUGUCAACUUUUUUCACUGAAUAAAAAAUUAAUUGGGUCAAGAAAACAUCUACUUUAAAAAAAUCCAUUCUACAUAUGUGUCUUGAGUUAUUCCUCUGAGUGCAAUAAAGAUGGCUAAUGCAGUCUCUAAACACCA